Messenger RNA from Salvia hispanica, 2262 nucleotides. RefSeq names its product E3 ubiquitin-protein ligase WAV3-like. The record is from RefSeq and is a predicted model, not a curated record. NCBI's taxonomy places the organism in Eukaryota, Viridiplantae, Streptophyta, Magnoliopsida, Lamiales, Lamiaceae.
UAAAAUAUUGAAACAGAGCAAAAAAUCUUCUUCUCAAGCCACACUCUCUUCAGCUCUCUCUCUCUAGAAAAUGGGUUGGCGAAGAGCAUUUUGCAACACUCUCCCCAUAGAUAAGAGCUCCGCCGCCGCGGACAAGCACCGGAGCUCUAGCUCAACCAGAAGCAAUCCACCGACUCCGCCAUUGCAUUGCAAAACGAAUUGCAGUAAGAGUGUGGAUGGUAACAACGAGAUCGACGAAAGCAAAAGCAGCGCCUCCACGCCGAGAAAUCGUUCCAGAAUCCGAUUCCGCUCCGCGCCGUCUUCUCCUAGAUCUCCUUUCUCUGUGCUUAAGAGCACGCUUCGUUUAUCCAGAAGUAGCUGUGGAGUGUGUGUGCAUAGCGUGAAGAGCGGGCAAGGAACGGCGAUCUACACGGCGGAGUGCGGCCACGCCUUCCACUUCCCCUGCAUCGCCGCCUUCGUCGCGAAGCGGCGCGCGCUCGUUUGCCCUGUCUGCGCCGCCGUGUGGAAGGACGUUCCUCUGCUUGCAGUCUACGCGCAGCAAAACCGCCAAUUGGAGGAGGAAAUUGAUUCUGGCGGGAAAAUCGCCCCUCUUUCUAGCCCUAAUUUGAAGAGGCGGUGCAAUGCGCCGCCCUACGACGACGACGAGCCCUUGCUCACCCCCAAUUUCAAUCGGAUUCCGGAUUCCGUGGCUGAUGAAGCGGAGGAGGAGGAAGUCGAGGAGUUUCAAGGAUUCUUCGUCAAUCAAAUCAGUAGCGAAUCAUUUACCGGCGGUGAUUUGAAGACGGUGGAGGUGAGCGUCUCCCCGGACGCCGCCGUGAUCUCCCAGGGGCGGACGCAUGACACCUACGCCGUCAUCGUGAAAGUCAGGGCGCCGCCGCCGCCGCGCAACCACGGCGCCGCGACGCGCGCGCCGAUCGACCUCGUCGCGGUCCUCGACGUCAGCGGCAGCAUGACCGGCGCGAAAAUCGAGAUGAUGAAGCGCGCCAUGCGCCUCGUCAUCGCCUCCCUCGGCCCGGCCGACCGGCUCUCGUUGCUGGCCUUCUCCGCCGCGCCGAGGAGGCUGAUGCCCCUGCGCCGCAUGACGCUGCAGGGACAGCGCUCGGCGCGGCGGAUCAUAGACCGCCUCGCCUGCAGCCAGGGCACCAGCAUGGCUGAAGCCCUGCGCGAGGCGACGCGGGUGCUCGAGGAGCGCCGCGAGAGGAACCCCGUCGCGAGCAUUAUAUUACUAUCCGACGGCCUCGGAUCAUCCGCCGACGAGAGCAGUCAACACUCUCGCGCGUCGUCUCACUCGACCCGGUUCUCCCAUGUGGAAAUACCGGUUCAUUCGGCCGGUUUUAGCCGCGAACCGGCCGAGAACGCAUUUUCAAAAUGCGUGUCCGGUUUAUUAAGCGUGGUGGUUCAAGAUGCGCAUAUCCAACUCGGGCUAGCGCCCGGGUCGGAUCCGGCCGAGAUUACGGCCGUAUACUCAAUGAAUGAGCGCCCAUCCAUCCUCGGGUCGGGUUGCAUCCGCCUCGGCGAUUUAUACGCCGAGGAGGAAAAAGAACUACUCUUAGAAAUCCGGGUCCCGGCCUCCCGGGUCGGGUACGGGUCGCACCACGUCCUAUCGGUUAAAUGUUGUUACAAGGACCCGGCCACGCAGGAGCUGGUCUACGGUAAAGACGAAGCGCUCCUGGUGCCGAGGCCUCAAGCCGUCCGAUCCGGGCUGCCCAGGAUCGAACGGCUGAGGAAUGUCUUCAUCACGAGCCGGGCCGUGGCCGAGUCGCGGCGGCUUGUCGAGCGCAACGAGCUUGCUAGCGCCAUGCAGAUGCUGUCCUCGGCUCGAUCGUUGCUGCUGCAGCCGGGGGCGGAGAUGGCCGGAGAGUAUGUGAGAGGGUUGGAGGCUGAGAUGGCGGAGGUGCAGUGGAGGAGGCAGCAGAAGGUGGCGCCGCGGCGGCGGAGCAGUGGGGAGAGAGAAAUUGGAUUGUUCGGUGAUGAGAAUGGGAAGCCGCUGACGCCGACGUCGGCUUGGAAAGCCGCGGAGAAGCUGGCUAAAGUGGCUCAAGUUAAGAAAUCUUUUAACAAAGUUAGCGAUUUGCACGGCUUUGAAAAUGCUAGAUUUUAGCUGCCAUUUUGUAAUUUCCUUUUUCUUUUUCUUUUUCUUUUUUCAGUCCUUUUCUUGUUGUAGAGAAUAAAAAACUGGAAUAGCUGGUUAAAUUAGUUGAUUUUUACUUGUACACGGUACAAAACGAUUUUAUAAUAUUUUGUUAUUUAUUUCUUGUGCAA